Molecule: messenger RNA, 3404 nt
Organism: Abrus precatorius (Indian licorice)
Lineage: Eukaryota; Viridiplantae; Streptophyta; Magnoliopsida; Fabales; Fabaceae
Product: probable anion transporter 5
Exons: 3
Coding region: 107-1396 (429 amino acids)
Biological process (GO): transmembrane transport
Molecular function (GO): transmembrane transporter activity
Source: RefSeq, a predicted model, not a curated record
ACGAAACGGAGGAGAUGGGGUGCCGUUUUGGGUCAGGAGUUUGCAGUUGCAGUAGCACCUAAAUCCUCUUCGAAUCUGAGGAACCUGGAACCUGAAGGCGUUGACGAUGAAACUCCCAGUGCGUUACUUGAUCGUCAUUUUGACCUUCAUAUGCACAUCAGUUUGCUACAUCGAAAGAGUUGGGUUUUCAAUCGCAUACACAGUUGCUGCUGACGCUGUUGGAGUGAACCAAUCGAGCAAAGGAGCAAUACUAUCGACGUUCUACUACGGAUACGCGUGUUCUCAAGUUCCAGGAGGAUGGGCAGCACAGAAAAUUGGUGGCAGAAGGGUUCUGCUUCUUUCAUUCGUAUUGUGGUCAUUGACAUGUGCAUUGGUUCCUCUGGAUCCCAACCGAGUUAUGGUUUUGGUCAUUGCUCGUUUGCUCGUUGGUGUAGCGCAGGGUUUUAUAUUUCCCUCCAUCCACACAGUUCUGGCACAGUGGGUUCCCCCUCACGAAAGAUCCAGAUCUGUCUCUCUAACCACUUCUGGUAUGUAUUUGGGUGCAGCACUCGGAAUGCUGCUUCUUCCAAGUCUAGUCAAAUUUAGAGGUCCUCAAUCUGUGUUCUUCGCCGAGGCUGCAUUGGGUGCUCUGUGGUCUUUACUUUGGUUCAGAUACGCCACUGAUCCCAAAUCCACUGCCUCUGGUGUGGGGGAAUCGUUGCUACCCGUCAAUAAAAAAGUUGACUCUCACAACCAAAAACCAGUUUCAGCCAAAAUCCCUUGGCUCCAAAUUUUAACCAGCUUCCCCGUUUGGGCCAUUGUUGUCAACAAUUUCACCUUUCACUAUGCUUUAUAUGUGCUCAUGAACUGGCUCCCAACCUACUUUGAAUUGGGUCUUCAGCUUAGCCUUCAAGAUAUGGGAUCCUCCAAAAUGAUGCCAUAUCUCAACAUGUUCCUGUUCUCAAACAUUGGGGGUGUUGUUGCUGACUACUUGAUCACAAGGAGGAUAUUAUCUGUCACUAAAACAAGGAAAUUCUUGAACACAGUAGGGUUUCUGGUUGCUUCUCUUGCCUUGGUGGUGAUUCCCAGUUUCAGAACUUCUGCUGGUGCUAUCUUCUGUUCUUCGGUGGCUCUUGGUUUCUUGGCUCUUGGAAGAGCUGGGUUUGCAGUGAACCACAUGGACGUUGCGCCGAGAUAUGCUGGAAUUGUGAUGGGUGUUUCCAAUACCGCUGGUACCUUAGCUGGCAUUGUUGGUGUUGACCUCACUGGGAAACUUCUUGAAGCUGCCAAGGCUGCUAAUUCUGAUCUUUCAAGUCCACAAAGCUGGAGAGCGGUGUUUUUCAUUCCUGGAUUUUUAUGCAUUUUUAGUUCUUUCGUAUUCUUACUAUUUUCAACUGGGGAGAGAAUUUUUGACUGAGGUACCCUUGUUAUUUUCAUCAUGCCUCAUGAGCUGUUAUUCUGGAGAUUUAAUUUUUAUUACAUCUCCAUGUUAUAUCAUUCUUGGAUAGGGGACGUCGUGUACAAAGCUCCACAGCCAUAACUUUUAAGCAGUCUUCAUGGUGCUCUGUCAUAACGGAUAUGAUUUUUUUUUUGUAUUGUUAUUAUUUCUCCAACUUGUACCAUUCCUAGUUAGUAAAGGUUAAAACCCAGUUUGCAUCAGGAAUGAUUCUUAUCGUUUCUUUAUGGAUGAAACUCGUUCUAGUAUGAUUUAAAAGAUUGUGCAUUUUUCACUUUCUGAUACAUUUGUUGUUUUCAAUAGAUUGGAAAGAUGGUGCCACAAGCAUGUACCCCCACUCCCUCCUUUCCAUUUUUUUUCCUACUUGCCCCUUAUUUAUUGGAUGACAUUUUCGCCCUUCCCCUUGCUUGAUCUUCUCAAUCAAUUAUCAAUGCAUUUGACAUUUGAGGGUUGGCUCCAGAAAUAAUUGGCUGUGCAGUAGUCAAUAAAGCUUGGAGCCUUGCCUCUACAGAAAGAGAUGACCUGUUGGUGAUGUUGGGGUUUUGGGGGCAUAUGUGCAGGAAGAGGGAACAAAUAAUGGACAGUUCAGGAACUGUCAACCAAGAUGAAAAUGGGAAAGGAAAUGAUUGGUGAAUGUGGUUAUAAAGCCUGCAGGUGCAAGGAAGGGAAUCAUCAAAGCAAGACUGCGUCCUGAAAGCUUGACGUGGAAGGAAGUGCUAGGCUGCUAUCGUAUGCAAUGUGAAUGGAGUAAUAGAUCAAGGGCUAUAGGCACAGAAUACUGGCAUAUCUUUACAAAGGAGGCCCAUGACUAUGAUGAGCAUCAAAAUGAGAGAUCAUAGCUAAAGGAAACCAAACAUCAACAACCAAAUGAAUGAGAGAAAUACCUACUAUAUAUUAAUGAGAGGCAUGGAAUCUGAGAGCAAUGAGUGAGUCAGACUGACAAAGGGAGAGAGGUCAUAGCAAUCCAGGUAAGAAUUUCAAACUGUGGAGGAGCAUUGUUAUUCAAUGCUUUUUACUUUUCAUGAGGCAACAUAUUUAAGUGUUUUGUUACAUUUUUAGCUAGAGUGGCUAAUUAUUUUUAGAUUUCCUCAAACUGGAUGUUGAUUUCCUCAAUUGGUGACUAAUUGAUUGUUUAUCACUAGAAAUUAAAAAAACAAUUGCUGACUAUUAGCAAGAUUUUAAAUUAAAUAUAUAUUUUUUAAUUUUCCCGUUUUCUUAAUCUAAUUUAAAUUUAAAACUUAGCAUCUUAGAUGAGAGUUUUGUAGGUGCUGUUUCAUCAUGGGGAUUUAAUAAAUAGUGUGUUGGAGGAAAAAUUAGAGUUACACUUGUUUAGGAAAAGAUUAUAGAAUCCCAUCUAAGUUUUGUCAUACGAGGAAAAGACCAAUGAAAGCCGCCCCAGUAAACUGACUAUUCGUUGGUAUUAUAAGUAUGCAGUUACAAAUAAGCCAGUCAAAGGAAUUAAACCUAACAUAUCUAUCUUAAUGAUCAAUAUCUAUCUUUUUUUUGGAAUAAUCCAGAUAGAAUAACUUCAAUAACUUUUUUUUGGAAAAGGAAAGGGAGAGGUAAUAUCUAUCUUCAACUAUUAAUCUGUUUUGAUCACAAAUCUUAAUGAUCAAAAAUUGGAAAUUGACGGCAAACCCCGUAAGGAACUAGAAAAUAUCUUGAAUAUCCCAAGAUUUCCAAUUGCUUUCACAUUUCAAAUCGACUCGGUACGUAAUGGGAAAGCUUGUUGUGUAUUGUACUUAGAUGUUUUGUUAUUAACUGCCAGUAGUAUGGGUUUGUUGACUGAAUAUGGACAAGUAGUAUGAUAGUAUGAUACUUGGCAUUUUCUUUUGUUCCGAGUCUUUUCCUGUGUACUGAUGUAAACUUUAUUUUCCUCUGUAAAUUAGCUACUUCGUAGUCAAGACAGAACAUAGAGAUUUUUCUCUGCAUAACAGUGAAUUGUUCUACCAUAUUCACAUAUAAAAUG